AAAUGAUAGAGCUCUCAAGCCCCUUAUCCAACCAUCUUCCACACAUUCAAAUCCCAAUAGACCUCUCUUCAGCUUUCUCGUCAUCUACGGAUGACAUAAUCACAACCUCCAAGCUUGGAGUUCUGAUCACUAUUCAUCAAUGGCUACCACUUCGCUACCACCCAAAUCCAUUCCACCAAUUUUCACAAACCCCACUUCAAUUUCCUCCACUCGAUUCGGUACUCUUCCUUUUCUAAGCAAUCCAACAGAUCGUCAACCACAUUGUCCAGUACGAACAUCAACUGUUCGAGCAAAUGCGAAAAAGAAAAACGAGUGGCUGGACCCAUUCGAUACAGGUGAGGACCCGGACAUGGAGUAUGGAUCGCAGUAUUCUGAGGGUAAGCAAUCGGAGGACCCAAGACCACCCGAGAAUCCAGACAACCCGUAUGGGUUUCUCAAGUUUCCACCAGGGUUCAUGCCAGAAGUUAUGUCGUUAGGGUUGAAAAUAAGGGGUGAUGUUAGGAGAUGUUGCGUUGUGAUUUCUGGUGGGGUUUAUGAAAACCUGUUGUUUUUCCCAACUAUCCAACUGAUUAAGGAUCGAUACCCUGGUGUUCAGGUGGAUGUCCUGAGCUCGGCCAGAGGGAAACAAGCUUUUGAGCUGAACAAGAAUGUGAGAUGGGCGGAUGUUUUUGAUCCAGAAGAUGAUUUCCCUGAGCCUGCAGAAUACCUUGAUUUACUCGGACUACUCAAGAAUAGGUACUAUGAUAUGAUGCUUUCAACGAAACUAGCAGGAGCCGGAUUACUUCUAUCCGAAACAUUCACACCAGAUCACUUGAAUCUCUCCGAGGCUGGAUAUAACAUGUACCAUCAGAUGACUGAUUGGCUAGCGAGGCCAGGGAGGAGUGUACCAAGGCAAAUAAUUCCACCGCUUAAAGUAUCCAUUUCCAGAAAGCUAAAGGACGUUGUGGCUGACAAAUACAACAAAAUUGGUGUUGAGAAAGGGAAAUAUAUUGUUAUACACGGUAUACAAUCCGAUUCAAAAGCCUCUAUGCAAUCAAGGGGGGAUACCGAUAGUUUACUACCCUUAAAUAUAUGGGCCCAGAUAACAAACUCAAUCAGGGGAGUCAAACCGGUCUAUGUCAUCCCUCAUGAGAAAGAAAGAGAGAAUGUGGAGGAAAUUGUAGGAGAUGAUGCCAAUAUAAUAUUCAUCACCACACCCGGACAGUUGGCUGCUUUUAUUAAUGACUCUGCUGGGGUUAUAUCUACAAACACAGCAGCAAUACAACUAGCAAUCGCACGUGAAAAACCCUGUGUGGCAUUGUUUGGGUCUGAAGAGAAAGCAAAAUUGUUUCUUCCAAACAUAAAAGACAGUAAAUGCAUUGUAGCUUCAUCAAAGACAGGGAAGUUGGUAGAUAUUGACACUAAUGCUGUCAAAAGUGCAGCCCAGAUAUUUGAGAUGCCACUCGCUAUUGCCUAGAAUCAACAGCAUACCUUUUCUUUUGUUUAAAUACUUCUGUCAUUUAACUGUAUAUUUGAUAUCAAAAUUUGUUGAUAAAAUCUAGCUUCACAAGAUACAAUUGCAUAUUUGCAUAUAUAGCAUCUGUUUUCUCAUAUGUGUAGUUACUAAAUUUACAUGUUCAUUCUUAGUUUUCAUGAGAGGGGCAGAUGCAAAAGAAUAGCACACA
Lactuca virosa is the source of this 1664-nucleotide messenger RNA. The record is from the annotation of a GenBank genome assembly. Lineage: Eukaryota; Viridiplantae; Streptophyta; Magnoliopsida; Asterales; Asteraceae.